This is a messenger RNA of Symbiodinium sp. CCMP2456, 1260 nucleotides long. The record is from the annotation of a GenBank genome assembly. Lineage: Eukaryota; Dinophyceae; Suessiales; Symbiodiniaceae.
AUGUUGCGCAUUCGGAAAGCGUCGGGUGAAGAAGUUAUCGCUCGGCCGCUGGACAACUUUGUGGAGACAUGCUUGCAGCAAGCUGACGUUGAAAGUCCCACGAUUCGAGCAUUAAAGCGGUACCUGCAAACCCUCUGUGGACUUCCAAGAUUCCGGCAACGGCUCGUACUUUCGGACGGCACUCUACUUGAAGAUAAUGAGGCGCUGGCCGCUACCGAGGCGCAGCUCGUUCUUCUGGCUUUCUGCCAAACUACCGAAGCAGAAGAGGCUGCACUCAAGCAUGCAGCAGCAAAGGGCAAGGCUGAAACGGUAGAGAAUCUUCUCCAAAGGCCCCAGGAUCCAGAUUUGGGCUAUCCGCGACCUUUGUGGCUCGCAUGUGGUUUUGGCCACCUGGAAGCCGCUCGACUGUUGCUGGAAGCUGAGGCUGACACAAGCGAGGCCGACACGGGUGGCGCGACCCCGCUCUCUCUCGCAUGUCAGAGUGGCCACUCAGAGGUCGUACGACUCUUGUUCCAGGCCAGAGCCACAUCGUCGGCCAACAAUAACAAUGUGACUCCGCUGCUCUACGCUUGCCAGGACGGCCACACCGAGGUUGUAAGCUUGUUGUUGGAGGCCAGAGUGGACACUGACCAAGCCACAAAUGUUGGCCACACCCCAUUGUUCAUGGCUUGCCAGAACGGCUACGCGGAGGUCGUGCGCCUCCUGCUAGCAGCCGGUGCAGACGCGGGCAAGGCCAGCAACAAACAGGUGACACCAUUGCUCAUUGCGUCUCAAAGUGGCCACUUGGAGGCUGCGCGUCUUCUGUUGGAAGCUCGUGUUGAUCCGGGCAAGGCCGACCAUAACGAUGUGACACCCUUGCUGCUUGCCAGCCAGGACGGACAUGUAGAGAUGGCAGAGCUCUUACUUUCGGCAAGGGCCGAUGUGGGCAAGGCCGAAAUCCAUGGAGAAACCCCGCUGCUCUUGGCUUGCUUACACGGCCGCUUGGCCAUUGCAGGCCUCCUGCUCGAGGCCAGGGCUGAUGUCGACAAGGCCCGAGACGAUGGCGCGACCCCGUUGAUGCUCGCGUGCCAGAAGGGCCACUUGGAGGUGGUGCGACGGUUGCUUGAGUGCAGGGUGGACCCGGGAAAGUCCGGGAGAAACGGGGUGACCCCUAUGUGGUUUGCAGAUCGGACCGGCAACUCGGAGUUGAUCCGCCUCUUGCGGGAGGCAAGUUCUGACAGCAGAGUUCCAUCGGCGAAGAGAGCUAGGCUCGGUAACUAG